Molecule: messenger RNA, 891 nt
Organism: Leptosia nina
Lineage: Eukaryota; Metazoa; Arthropoda; Insecta; Lepidoptera; Pieridae
Source: the annotation of a GenBank genome assembly
AUGGCACAAAAUAGGAUCAACGAUAUGGCUUCGAGAUUUGGCGGACCAGGCAUCGCUAAAGGAAUAAAAGCAGCGGCUGUAAUCGGCACCACAGUGUACGGUUUGUCCCAAGCUGUGUAUAACGUAGAUGGAGGCCAUCGCGCCAUCAUAUUCAAUAGAAUUGGUGGAGUACAGCCUGACAUUCUAACAGAAGGUAUGCACUUUCGGAUACCGUGGUUCCAAUACCCAAUCAUUUACGACAUAAGAUCGAGACCCCACAAGAUAUCUUCGCCCACCGGUUCGAAAGAUUUGCAAAUGGUGAACAUCUCUUUAAGAGUACUAUCACGGCCCGACGAUAAGAGUUUACCAACGAUGUACAGGACCUUGGGAACCGAUUUUGAUGACAGAGUGCUACCGUCUAUCUGCCAUGAAGUUUUAAAAUCUGUCGUCGCCAAAUUCAACGCUUCUCAACUUAUCACUCAACGUCAUCAGGUAUCGUUGCUUAUCCGAAGGGAAUUAGCAGCGAGAGCCGCUGAAUUCAACAUCAUUUUGGACGAUGUUUCAUUGACAGAUAUGAGCUUUGGAAAAGAAUAUUCCGCCGCUGUAGAAGCCAAACAAAUAGCGCAACAAGCUGCUCAAAGAGCUUCGUUUGUCGUUGAGCGGGCGAAGCAAGAACGCCAGCAAAAGAUCGUUCAAGCUGAAGGAGAAGCUGAAGCCGCUGAAAUGUUAGGAAAGGCCGUCUCAAUGAAUCCUGGAUAUUUAAAGCUGAGGAAAAUAAGAGCUGCUCAAAAUGUGUCUAGAAUAGUAGCUCAGUCUCAGAAUAGAGUUUUCAUAUCUGGUGAUAGCCUGAUGUUAAAUCUACAAGAUCCAGAAUUUGAUAUUUCUUCAGAAAGAGUAGCUAAGAAAAAGUAG